Stomoxys calcitrans (stable fly) is the source of this 2027-nucleotide messenger RNA. RefSeq names its product Golgi resident protein GCP60. Gene Ontology annotation, molecular function: fatty-acyl-CoA binding. The transcript is spliced from 4 exons. The coding region runs from base 360 to 1712 and encodes 450 amino acids. Lineage: Eukaryota; Metazoa; Arthropoda; Insecta; Diptera; Muscidae. The record is from RefSeq and is a predicted model, not a curated record. Gene Ontology annotation, cellular component: Golgi membrane.
UGAUUACAAUUCUUUCGUAUUAAUAGGUGUCAGAAAGUCUCGGUAUUGGCAAAGUUUAAUAAUUGUUUAAUUUGUAAACUCAUUUGAACUAAUUUAAAAGCCCUUAUAAACGACCCCUAUCGCUGUCUCUUGCACAAAAAGUUGAUAGUUGUUGGACAUUAAUCAAUUUAAAUAGAUUUUGUAUUUUGACAAAGCUGUUACCCGCAACCGCAAGCAAUUUUGUUGUUGGCAAAAUGACUUUGCCUAGGGAAUAUUAGCCCGUUUGAAAUGCUGGCAAGAAAAAGUUCUAGUUCUUUUGUUUGUUUAUAAAUACCUAAAAAUUGUAUUGCAAGCAUAAAAAACCCACGUAUCCCAAAGCUAUGGACAAAAACGUAGAAGAACUGGAAAAAUGGGGCUUUCCAUUACUUGAGCUAUAUAGAAUGGCCCUACAAUUUUACAAACAAAACUCUGGAAAAGCUAUACAUUUGUCUUAUGAGGAUAAUCUUAAAUUAAUAGCCUUUAAACAGCAAGCCUCAUGUGGACCCUUCGAUCCCAAGGAUGCUCCCGAAUUGGGUGUGCUCGAUGUAAUUGGCAAGGAUCGUCGCAUGCACUGGCAAAUGUUGGGCAAUAUUAACCGUGAACAGGCCAUGGAGGGCUUUAUCGAUUUGCUGGAGUCCAUGUGUAGUGCAUUCCGUCCAUAUGUGGAAGCGGUGAGAAAGAAUCGCGAUGAAACUCUCAAGGAAGAACUAAAACGUAUGGAAAGGGAAAAACAAGAAAAAGAGCAAAAGGAACGAGAACAACAAGAGCUAUUGGAGGAGGGCUACAAGGAAGAAAUGCAGCGACGGCAACUACAGGACGCACUAAAUAAACAAACAUAUCAACAGUUUAAGACAUAUGCUGAAAAACAAUUCCCCGGUAACCCGGAACAACAGGCUGUUCUAAUACACCAACUGCAACAAGAACACUACCACCAAUAUAUGCAGCAGCUGCAUAUGCAAAAUCAUAAUAACGCCUCGGAAAAUAAUGGCACCAACAAUAAUUCCACAGCGGCAACGAGAGAUAUGGCAGAUAUCAGUUCAAGUGCUGCCCAGCCAAAUACUGAUGAAUUGAAUAAAGACUUGGCCAAAUUAUCCAUGGAGGGCCAACAACAAACGGAAGACCAGCAUCAUCUGCAAGGUCAUAAUGAAGAUGGCGAUGAUUAUGUGCUUAUACAGCCGGCAAAAAUAUGGACAAGACCCGACAUUGAAGAUUUCAAAGUUGAAGUUUCUGCCGGCGAUGGAGAUGGCGUCAUAACUAUUGGACAUGGAGAUACCGUAACAGUACGUGUUCCCACAAAUCUUAAUGGCAAAUCCAUAUUUUGGGAAUUUGCCACCGACAGCUAUGACAUUGGCUUUGGUAUCUAUUUUGAGUGGAGCAAACCGGUAACUCAGGAGGUUACCGUGCAUGUCAGCGAUAGUGAUGAUGAUGACGAAUUUCUGGACGAGGAUUAUUUAUCGACCAAUGAGGAUCUGGAAUGUGGCUCGAUGGCCAAUGAUCGCAGCAACUUAAAUAAUUCCCCCCUAAAACCCCCAAUUUCUAUUAUCGUUCCCAUUUACCGGCGUGAAUGUUUCAAUGAGGUAUACGUUGGUUCACACACAUAUCCCGGCGAGGGUGUGUAUCUGCUAAAAUUCGAUAACAGCUAUAGCAUAUGGCGAUCCAAAAAAUUGUAUUAUCGUGUUUAUUAUGAACGUUGAAAACACACAAACACACAUAUAAACUGUUAGAUUUUAGGCCUCAACAUACCAUUUUGUUUUGUAAUUCGUGCAUUAUAUAGUUCCAAUAUACCUAUAUGCUAUUAUUACAUGAAGAUUAUUAUUAUUAUUAUUGGAUAAUCUGUAUUUAUUAUUAUAUUUUAUAAAUUGCUAUUUGACAAAAUGCAUUAAAACAUUUGCAUUCGUGUAAAAGUGUUUCUCAACUGUAAGAACAAUAAAUAUUUUCAUUAUCGUUCAUAACUUGUCCAUAUGUCUGCGGCAUAUACUAAACGGAUCAAUAAACAUUAACCAAGACUA